AUGCAACGUAAAUACCUGUUAUUUAUUACGAUAUUUCUACUGUUCGAGCCGGUCCCCGCUUGGAGAUCUGAUACUGUGAAAGAAUGGGCGCGAACAUUAGGGGACGAAUUGUGGAGGCUCAGCGAGUCGCUAACCAAAUCCGAUCAAAUCAGGAUUAAAUACAAACAAAUGAACGCGAGCGUCAAGAAAAAAGAUGGAGGACAAAUAUUGGAAUCCUCGUUGCGGUCAGUGAGCACAAUGUUGACGAGAAAAAUUAACGCAGUAAAGUGCAUUCACGCGACGGCGGAGCGCCUGGCGUCCGAAUUCAAUUUCACAGAAGCAAUAAGCGAGAACUUCAGUUAUUGUUCAGCCAAAUAUUCCAAUUUCUUCUUCGAAGAUGGCACCGAGCUCGAGAGGACAGAGGACAUUCCGAAAUUCGCCACAGACAACCCGCACUAUAUUAACGUUUCGUUAGAACAAGAUUCUCAUUUCUAUGACAUCAGUAUUAAUACAAAUAUGAGCUGCGUACAUGUUCCCACAAACAUUUAUUAUAAAGAGGAAGACGCGUUAACAGCGAUCCUUUGGUCGAAAGGCCUCAACGAGAUCUUCAUAAAGAACUACAAUUCUGAUCCGUCCCUGGUCUGGCAGUACUUCGGCAGUUCCCACGGCGUCCUGCGCUUUUAUCCCGGAAUGCCAUGGAAUAUGAAAGAAGCUGACACCUACGACUGCAGAGUGAAAUCCUGGUACAUAGAAGCCGCUACCUGCUCCAAGGACGUGAUCAUCCUCUUCGAUGUCUCUGGAUCGAUGACUGGAUUCAAGAACUACGUGGCAAGGAGGACUUUAGAGUCACUUUUAGCCACUUUGUCUAACAACGAUUAUGUAAAUGUUUACACGUUUAAGGCGAAUACUUCAGAAGUCGUGUCGUGUUUUGUCGGCUUAGUCCAGGCCACCUUGGAGAAUUUGUCGACAAUAAGUAACACUCUCGAGCCGACGGAUGGCGGGAAAAAACACAAAGUACCCCUCGAAGGGAACGCUAAUUUAACUGAAGCCUACAAAAAAGCUUUCACGACGCUAAAAGAGAGACGUCAUCAUUGCAACGUUACCAGUUCCCAGGGUUGCAAUCAACUGGUGAUGGUGAUCACAGAUUAUGUCCCGGGAAACUUGACGGAGGUUUUUGAGGAGUACAAUCGUGAAGUAGUGGACGGACGGACGUAUAUACCAGUUCGAGUGUUCACUUAUCUCAUUGGAAAGGAGGUGACAAAUGUGAGGGAGAUACAGUGGAUGGCUUGCUUAAAUAGAGGAUUCUUCGUCCACAUCCACUCCGUUGAGGAGGUACAGCAGCAAGUCUUAAAAUACAUCAACGUGAUAGCUAGACCUAUGAUCCUGGCAGGAGAGGAACCUCCCCCCACUUGGACACAUGCUAAUAUCGACUAUACGAGAACUGAAAAAUGGGACGUGAGCCGUGAUGUUUCGACGCCCGACGAGGAUAAACUCGUGACGUCAGUAGCAAUACCAGCAUUUGAUUAUAACUACAACGAGAAUCACAAUGAUGCCAGACUGUUGGGAGUGGCUGGCACUGAUGUCCCCAUAGAUAGCAUCGCUAAGUUGGCUCAGCCCCAUCAGCUUGGAGUAAAUGGCUACUCUUUUAUUGUUAGUAACAACGGAUAUCUUCUUUUACACCCUUUUCUAAUAAUCACGAUAAAUGGUGAAUUACAAGAGAAUUACAACAGUGUAGAUUUCGUGGAAGUGGAACAAGUGGACGAUGGUAAGGGUCCACGCGAAUUGGGAGACCAGAUCAAGGAGCUUCGAGAGCACCUCGUUAACGGCACUGAUGGAAACAUGACCAGCGUAAAAGUGCUCUUCCAUUACGACAAUAUGAGGAGGAUAGCCCGGGUGAAACACGAUUACUUCUUCAAUAAAUUAGAGGGGACGCCUUUCUCAAUGGGAAUCUCUCUACCCAUGGGCUAUGGUGACACGGAGUUGAUGCUAAAAGACAAUCCGUUGGAGGCGAAGCAGGGCCAGGAUUUGAUUGGAGUCAAUGUUACCAGCUAUUUCAACUUCACGUUUCGAGUUCAUCCCGAUUGGGUGUACUGCAAAUACCAUUAUUUAGAAGGCCACGAAUCGGAAGACUUCGAAGUCGAGAUCUUCAAGUUCCUGGUGAACCUAUCGAAGAAUAAAAUUGAUAUCACAAAGAAACAAUACGGAGACGAAACUCAAGAUGUGCCGUUUAAUGUAGAGACCCACUGUGGUACAACACCGUUGGGUAAAGACGAUUACUACUGUAACGAAGAUCUGGUAAAGCAAUUAGUGUUUGACGCGAAAUUGUCUACUCCGUACUUCAGGCAUUGGGAAGCCACAGACCAGGAACGGGAACUAGCCAAGAAGUACAACGUCAGUGUACGUUUCAUUGCGACAUCUAGCGGUUUAACUCGGUGGCAUUACAUCUUUGAUGAUGAUAAGAAUGAAGUAGUUAACGAGCAUGGAUUUCGGGAGAAGGAAUAUGACGGACCGGUUUUCGGUGAUCAGUACCACAACGCUAUUGAAGAGACGUGGUACAAAGCUGCAGUACUUCAACAUAUGAUUAGCAAAGAGUCCCUAGUGAUAGCUACCCCUUUACCAAUACUGGACACCACCAUUACUUCUAGACCAUCGGUUCUGAACGAAGAAGGCGAUAUAACUAUAACAGCCAGUUACGCCAUUUUUUACAAAGAUGGCGACUCUGAAACACCCGCCGGUGUUGUGGGCUUUCAAUAUUUACACUCGAAUUUCCACGAAGUUUUCCAAGGUAUAACCAACCAGGAUGGUGAUGAGCUAACAUGCAACAAGGAGGGCAAUUAUGACUGCUACCUCAUCGACAGUUCAGGGUACAUAGUGCUAUUAGUUGAGGAAAAUGAGGAAAACACAGUAGGAGAUUUCUUCGGGCACAUAAACCCUUAUGUUCUACAAUCUUUCAUUGAUAAAAAUAUCUUUGAAUACGUGGAGGUAUUUAAUUAUCAAGCACUGUGUCCAAUAUCUAUGAUUAAAACUCAAAGUGGCGCUUCUUCGUUGAACUCGAUGUUCGGUGCUCUGUCAAACUUAUUCAAAUGGUUGUUAACUGAGGCCUUUUUUAUAAUUUUCGAUUUUGGAAAUUGGAAAAAUCAACUGUAUGCGGCUACCUUCGAUCCCUAUGUUGCUGACAGAGAAGAGACAACUACACUGUAUCCAGAAACAGCAACAGAUAGAACAGAAAACGAAACCCUGGAAGCUAAAGAAGAAGAAGAAGAAGGCAAGCGUUUCUUUUCAUGCGACCACAGCAUCAAACUGUACAUUCUAAACCAAUCGUACUUUCUGAACUCGAUGAUCCUAUCGCCUGUGGUCUAUGAAGAACACGCUGGUGACUGUCAUCCGCCAUAUUGGGCGACUCUGGUCCCAAAAACGAAUUUGCUCUUAGUUGUAGUGGAGAGGGGGGCUUGGAAAUUUAAAAAGGACUGCACUAUCCCCCCCAAAUACUGUUCCGAUUCCGACCAUAGAUUCCACUACCAGCCGAGAACCGUGUCAUAA
This is a messenger RNA of Leptosia nina, 3519 nucleotides long. The record is from the annotation of a GenBank genome assembly. NCBI's taxonomy places the organism in Eukaryota, Metazoa, Arthropoda, Insecta, Lepidoptera, Pieridae.